AUGAUUAAAUUAAUAGGUUUAAGUACUACAAUUAUUAAUUUAAUUAUUUCUUUAAUAAUAUAUAUAUUAUUUGAUUUUAGUAGUAAACAGUUUCAAUUUAUACAAGUUCAAGAACAUUAUCAAAUAAAUUAUUUUGAUAUAUAUUUAGGAGUUGAUGGAAUAUCUAUAUAUUUUGUUUUAUUAACAACUAUUAUUACACCUAUUGCUUUAAUAUCUAAUUGAAAAUCGAUUGAUGAAAAAAAUGUAUUAUCUUUUGUAAUAAUUAUAUUACUUUUAGAAGCUUUAUUAUUAGGAGUGUUUUUAGUAUUAGAUUUAUUAUUAUUUUAUAUAUUUUUUGAAAGUAUAUUACCUCCUUUAUUUUUAUUAAUAGGUUUAUUUGGAUCAAGUAAUAAAGUUAGAGCUAGUUUUUAUUUAUUUUUAUAUACUUUACUAGGUUCUCUAUUUAUGUUGCUUUCUAUAAUAACAAUGUCUUCUAUAAUGGGGACAACUGAUUUUGAUGCAUUAUCUAAAGCAAAUUUUAAUUAUAUAACUCAACUUUUUUUAUUUUAUGGUAUAUUUAUAUCUUUUGCGGUAAAAACACCCACAAUUUUUUUAAAUACUUGAUUAUUAAAAGCUCACGUAGAAUCUCCUUUAGCUGGUAGUAUUCUUUUAGCUGGUAUUGUUUUAAAAUUAAGUUUGUAUGGUAUAUUUAGAUUAAUUUUACCUUUAUUACCUAAAGCUAGUAUUAAUUAUACUUAUAUAAUAUAUGUUAUAGGUGUAAUAACUAUUAUAUAUGCUAGUUUUAGUACAUUAAGAACUAUAGAUAUUAAAGAACUUAUUGCUUAUUCAUCAGUAUCACAUGCUGCUGUAUAUUUAUUAGGUGCAUUUAGUAAUUCAAUUCAAGGUAUAGAAGGUGCUAUUUCUUUAGGUUUAGCUC
Histoplasma capsulatum G186AR is the source of this 916-nucleotide messenger RNA. The record is from the annotation of a RefSeq genome assembly. NCBI's taxonomy places the organism in Eukaryota, Fungi, Ascomycota, Eurotiomycetes, Onygenales, Ajellomycetaceae.